CUUGCGUACUAGAUUGGUAGAUAUUUGUAUGUGCAUUAGCUCAUUACAGUGUCGCAUUUGGAGAUGCAAUUUAAUUGCUAGAACAAUGUCAGCUUCCCAGUUUUUAUAACUAGUUACUGUCUUCUCAAUGACUAUUUUCUCUCUUUUUGUGAUUGUACUGGUUAUUCUUUUCUCCAGGGUAGAUAGAUUAAACUUGCACUAUUAUUUGCUAGAUCUAACACAUUCUCGAGCUGCGUACACAGCUUUCCUAAUGAAGAUGAUUGGAGGUUCUUCUACUUGAAGCUACAAGCUUGAUGCUUUCCUAGAGUGCAAAGAGGAGCUAGAGAUCAAUUCCAUUGCAUUGAAAUUUGGAAGCAAGCAUUAUAGAAGGGAUAUGGUAUCAGUGAUGAAGAUAAGUGCAGCCUAUUAGCUAUCAGCACUCAGAUUGGAUGUUACAGGUAAGGGAGAAGAGCAAGUUGUACGGCGAGAUAUCAUUUGAGAGGUUGAGGCUUUUUCUAAAUGCAUUUUGUGCUGAGAACAGCAAUUGCACGGCUGCUUACAUCUCUCAGGCCAAAUCCUUAGGCUGCACCAGCACGAAGCUUGCUCAAAAAAUAAGAACCAUGCAGGGCAUCAUGCAGUGGGAGGAAUUUCCUCUCAAACUCUUACCAUUCUGCAUCGCAUCACCCUCUAGCAGACUUCAAGCGAUACCCACAUCCUUGAAAGGGAUGGAGAUGGCCCUAGCUUCCACAACCUCAUCUCCAAAAAUCACCAAAGACCAAAACCUCAAAGAUUACAUCCUCAACCUUCAACGUCAAAUAAACACCAACAUCAUAGGAAGUACUAGCAUCAAGACUCAAUCAAGUUACCCGAUCUAUCAACCUCCUCAACCCCUAAACGAUCUCCCUCAAACUCCUCAAGAACUUCCGCCGCUCUUCUUCCUCUUUUGCAUCAAGCUCCUAUUUGUCAACCGACCACAACGCAAAGCUCAACAAGAAGAAACUUCCGAUGCGAGGCGAAGGAUCACCAAGAGGCUUGUCAUUGCGCUCAAAUGCUCGCUCAUACUAGGCUUCGCCACAUUCUUGGGUCUCCUCUUCAGCAAGCCCGACGGAUAUUGGGCCGUGCUCACCGUUGCCGUUACUUUUAGCCCGUCUAGGCAGUCCACAUUCCGGAUCGCCACCGCUAGGGCCCACGGAACCGCCAUCGGCUCAUUUUUCGGGGUCAUGGGCACGCUUGUAUCGGAAGACCACAUGGAACUCCGACUACUACUAUUGGUACCGUGGAUCGUCUUCACUACGUUCUUGCAACGGAGCAAGAUUUACGGUCAAGCGGGUGCAAUGGCGGCCGUGCUCUCGGCCAUGAUCAUCAUGGGGAGGAGAGGUUACGGAUCGCCUAUCAUGUUCACCAUAGACAGGCUCACGGAGACGUAUAUUGGCUUUUGUUGUGUGAUAUUUGUGGAGCUCAUAGUUCAGCCUACAAGCGCUCGGCUUGUAGCGAGCCUUCAAGCGCUCGACGAAUGCAUCGAGUCGAUCAAAAAUAUAAACGAACUGAAGGUGAAAGAGAGGGAGCUUGUGAAGAGAGUGAAUCAGUUGAAGAAAUACGUUGAAGAGGCUCAACUGGAGCCUAACUUGUGGUUCCUGCCUUUCCCUGCUGCUUGUUAUUGCGAGCUACAUAGGUCUCUUACUAGUAUUGGAGACCUUUUGCUCUUCUUGGUUCAUGGCUUAGAGAGCUUAGACCAAGAGUGUCGUGAAAUUGAUGAAGCGAUUAAAGGAGAUUUGGACAAGUUUAAGGAGUCAGUUGGCGGUUUAGUGAAGGGAUUAGUGGAGGUCAUUAAGGUGAACUCACUAGACCGGCUAGAAAAAGAUUUGAAGAGGAAAGCUGGCGGCAACGAUAUCGAGGAGGGUAAAGGCGAAAGCCCAUGGGCCAAUUAUUGGGCCGACGAAUGUGUUGGUUCUUUGCUUCAACAUGCAAAGGAAAUUGUGGAGAGGGUUGAUGAGGAUGCGAGUGGAGGGUUGAGGAGCCAAUUGGUGCUUUCUUUCGCCACGGUUGGAUUUUGUAUCGAGGGGUUGAUGAGAGAGGUGAAGGAGAUGGAGAAGGGUGCCCUUGAUUUUUUGCAAGAGGAGAACCCUCAUAGUAACAUUAACUUUUUUGAAAUUUCUUGUAAAAUCAAACGAGUUUCUUCUUGUUAGU
Molecule: messenger RNA, 2166 nt
Organism: Asparagus officinalis (garden asparagus)
Lineage: Eukaryota; Viridiplantae; Streptophyta; Magnoliopsida; Asparagales; Asparagaceae
Exons: 5
Coding region: 429-2165 (578 amino acids)
Biological process (GO): transmembrane transport
Cellular component (GO): plasma membrane
Molecular function (GO): transmembrane transporter activity
Source: RefSeq, a predicted model, not a curated record